This is a messenger RNA of Corythoichthys intestinalis (scribbled pipefish), 1841 nucleotides long. Its product is annotated as metalloproteinase inhibitor 3-like. The record is from RefSeq and is a predicted model, not a curated record. NCBI's taxonomy places the organism in Eukaryota, Metazoa, Chordata, Actinopteri, Syngnathiformes, Syngnathidae. Bases 115 to 756 code for a protein of 213 amino acids. The transcript is spliced from 5 exons. Gene Ontology annotation, cellular component: extracellular matrix. Gene Ontology annotation, biological process: negative regulation of endopeptidase activity; negative regulation of membrane protein ectodomain proteolysis; response to hormone. Gene Ontology annotation, molecular function: protease binding; metalloendopeptidase inhibitor activity.
GAGACGCUCCAGAGAGACAGACGCUCUAGCCAGACUUGGACAUAAAGCGCGCGGAUCCACGCGGACGGCACACACAGUCUCCAGCAGCACGACGUGGGGGGAAACUAGCCAGCAAUGCAGUCGCUGUACCGGCACCUGCUCAGCCUGCUGUUAGUCAGCAGCCUGCAGCUUCACCAGCUCACCGAAGGCUGCUCGUGCGCCCUCACGCACCCUCAAGACGCCUACUGCAACUCUGACAUAGUUAUUCGCGCCAAAGUUGUGGGCAAGAAGCUCCUGAGAGAUGGACCCUUUGGAACGAUGCGCUACGCCGUCAAGCAAAUGAAGAUGUACAAAGGCUUCGAAAAAGUGCAGCACGUGCAGCAUAUUUACACGGACGCCUCGGAAAGCUUGUGCGGAGUCAAGUUCGACAUCAACAAGUAUCAGUACCUGAUUACAGGGCGGGUGUAUGACGGCAAGGUGUACACGGGACUGUGCAACUUCAACGAGCGGUGGGAGCGCCUCUCAUUGGCUCAGAAGAAAGGCAUCAACCACCGCUACCAGUUGGGCUGCAACUGCAGGAUUAAACCCUGCCACUACCUGCCAUGCUUCGUGACCUCCAAGACCGAGUGCCUAUGGACGGACAUGUUGUCCCACUUCGGCUACCCGGGCUACCAGUCGCGACACUACGCCUGCAUCCAGCAAAAGGAGGGCUACUGCAGCUGGUACCGCGGCAUGAACGCCCGCGAAAAAACGGUCGUCAACACAACUGACCCCUGAACCCGACAGAGUAUUGCCAUUGCCUCCCCUUUGAUGCCAUUUCGCCCCUUGUAUAGUAUUACGGGACUUCUAAAACCCAGUCAAAAAGACAGCCGAUCCAUGACAGUGCCUCUUUUGUAGCACUUGUGAUUGACCUUUUGGUCGCUGCUGUACAGACCGGAACUCAAUAAUUAAUAAAUCCAAUAAUCGACAGAGGUUCAAUGGUCUUGAAACGGCUACUUUAAAUAAGAAUGUAUGACCACGAUCUAAACCGGACGACAUGAUUAAAAUCCUUCGAUUACAGCCGAUUGGUGCAAAAAGGCAGUUUACAAAUUGUCCGUAUGAUGCUAAUCGCACUGUACAGAUCUGAAAAUGUUGUCCAGAGAUGGAAUUUUAUUUUUGAUUGUACAUAAGCUAGAGAAAUGAAAUAUCAACUAAGCUGAAACCUCUGUAAAACAUUUAUUUAUCUGGAUCAGAUGGUAGAUUUGCUGUGGAUGUGUACAUAUCUAUAAAUAUAUAUGAAAAUGAAACAAAAAUAAGCAACUGUCAAGUUGAAUAUUGUGUUGUUCUUUAUAAAAGAGUGGUCAUUAUUUCCUCGCCAAUCAGUAAUAAGCAGAGGUUUCGCAUAUUUUUCAUGUCUAUUUACAUCGUUUCAUAUUCAAAAUGGACGCAUACACUAUAUCAAUGUAAACAAUGUUCUCACUGAAUUAAUUCUGCUUUUGCUUAUUUUUUCUUUCAAGAGCAGUAUCUUCAAUCCAUUCCAUUACAUUGCGAGACACACAUUUGCCUCGGGAUUGGAAGAACAGCCCAAUCGCCGCUAAUACGGCAUGCCAAAUUCCAUUCAUACGAUUUGACGCACUGCCAAAUGUUCAAUAGACACUCGUUUUUAUCAAGUGUAAAACUGAAGCUUUUUCUCCAACCGAGGCAUUUGUGUGUCCGUUUCUGUGGUUCACAUUUAUGUAAAUAUACUCAAGUUUGAUCAUUCUGCGGAGGAAAAAAAAUCCGAUCGAGGAAACUGUGUACAGUCUGUGUGUAAAGGCUGUUUCCUGAAGUAUGGCUAUUUUAUAUUUUUAUAAUAAAGAUUGAAUGAAUAUGGUUUUGUGGUU